AUGCUGACCAAAUCUGCUUCCGUGGGAACAGUCUUGUCCUUCAUGUCCCAGUUUUCUAGCACACCGAGGGACACCAGCAAGAAUCAACCAACUCCCAAUUCGUCACCUCUCCACGACUCGACGCCUUUUCCUCCGUACAAGACUCAACCUCCACGGACUCAAACAAAAACAGAGCCCUUCCCCGAACCACCUGCCAGCUUCACCCAGCGCCCCGCUACACCUACCUCGCCGACGCGUCCGCCGCACGAAUAUGCGUCAUCAACCGCCAACACCUCAGUAAACGACUCGCCUGUAAAUAGCCCCAGAGGCCGUCAACGCAGUUCUUCCCGCCCACUUUCGAUGGUAAUGCCAUAUCAGCCGCCCCUCAUGGAUAUCAACGAGGACACUAUUCCCGAGCUGCAGCCUAUCUUUACUUUUCUUAACAGCCAUGCGAAUAAGCUGUAUCAGGAGGGCUACUUCCUGAAAUUAGACGACCAAAACACCCAGGGGAAGCCAAAUCCAGACCGCACCUGGACCGAAUGUUUUGCCCAGCUUGUCGGUACCGUCCUGUCACUAUGGGACGCUGCAGAGCUGGAUGCCGCCGGCGAGGACGGCGAAGUCCUUCCUAAAUUCAUCAAUCUGACGGACGCAUCAAUCAAGAUGAUCGAAUCCCUACCAACACGAUCGAAUGACGAACAGCCGCUGCAGAACAUUUUGAGCAUCUCAACUGCCGGCAGAAACCGUUAUCUACUGCACUUCAACUCCCAUCACUCAUUAAUACAAUGGACCGCCGGCAUCAGAUUAGCCAUUUUCGAGCACUCAACUCUUCAAGAAGCCUACACUGGCGCCCUUAUUGCUGGAAAGGGAAAAUCUCUUAACAACAUCAAUCUGAUUAUGGAUAGAUCCAGAUUCAAGACGGAGGAGUGGGUGCGUGUACGAUUUGGUGCAGGAGUCCCUUGGCGACGCUGUUGGUGUGUCAUUUCACCGCCUGAUGAGAAAGAGUACCAGAAGGCCCAAAAAGAGAUGAGGAAAAAGUCGCCAUACGACCGUUCCACCCCUAUACUAAAGGGCGACAUCAAGUUUUACGACACGAAGAAGGAUGGUAAGAAACAGAAGAAGGCCCGUCCUAUUGCCACCAUCACCGACGCCUACUCUUCGUAUGCCAUUUAUCCCCAGGCCAAGUCUUUGAUCGACGCAUCAACCCUGCUCAAAAUUGAAGGCAACAUCACGAUUCACUCUGAGCCACCUUCUUCAACUGAGGGCUUUGUGUUCAUUAUGCCCGAGACUCACCCUGCAGUGAGCGGCUUCGAGAUGCUACUGCGUUUCCUUUUCCCGACCUGGGACACCUUUGCUUUGUAUGGUCGUCCUGGCAGACUUGUUGCCAGUGUCCUGGACCCUAGAUCUCUUAUGUUUGCCAUGCCAAAGCACAGGCGAUACGGUUAUCUUGAAAUUCUCGACGUUUCUGGGCUGAUUUUGACAGAAGGAAGCUCAUCAUGGUCAGAGCGUGAAUGGAGGAAGCGGUUAAAGGAAUUGACUGGUAAGCGGAUGAAUGCAGUGGAUGAAGGAGCAGCAAGCACCCGUCAAAGGAGCGGCAGUAAAAAGAGCAACCGCCUCAGCUUUGGCAAUGGCGGCUCGGCAAGCCCUGCUCCAUCCAGGCCCAAGGUUGGCUUUGCUGAUGAUUCCAUUUCGAACCGAUCAUCCCGUUCAAUGUCCUUGGGCACACCCAACCGCUCAGAGACGGCACCCGUAACCACUUCGCGGCCGCCUCCUGCACUGGCUGGUGUUGACAAGGUGAACCACGCGCGAAACUCCUCAGACCCCCACUUGCUAGGCCAUGCACCUCAGCGCAUCGACGACAGAGGCUACGACAGUUCUUACAACAAUUCUUACAACAGCUCACCUGCUCGUGGUCCUACCCCUAUCAAGGGCAUUCUACGUUCUGGCACUCAGAGCUCUGAUGAAGAUACAGCUCGCAGUACACCUGUGCGGGAAAUUGAGAACAACACCCGUAUUAUGGAAUCGCCUGAGCCGGUCGCGGCGCCUCCUGCUUUUAACUACGGACCUCAGUCCAAGCCUGCAGGAAAGCCGUUCCAUUCACCCGACCUUCGCAGAGCUACUAGCCGCUUGUCAACCACUACACUGUCGCAGUUGGCCACGGCUGGAGGAUUCGCUAUUCCGCCAAAUGAUAGAUCUGAGAGUUCUCCUGAGGGGAGAGUUGGAGAGGAUGCUGCAGCACCUAACCCUUCGGUACCACCUUAUGCCGCCAAUCCUGUGGGAGGCACUGCUGACAACCACUUCCCCGGUGAAGCUUUAACCCAUAAUACCCCCCCUCCAUCGGACUCGCUACCGCCCCCUAUCCCACCCAUGAAUCAGAAGCGUUCACGAUCACCUCUUGCCCAACAAUCGUUCGGCCCCCCCAGUCCCCACCCUCGCGGUCCUCUCCCCCCUGACCCUCAACCCCGCGGUCCGGUAGAUGUGAGAUCUCAGGGUCCUCCGCAAGGCCCUCCUCCUCAAGGACCUCCCCCUCAGGGACCUCUUCCUCAGCAGAUGAGGAGCCCUAUCGAAGGUCCACCCCCUCAAUUUGCCCCUUAUGAUGCGAGGCCUCCACCCGACAUGAGAGGUCCUCAGCAAAUGAGAAGCCCAGUCGAAGGCCACCCUUUCCAGUUCCCCCCGGGUCGCCCUCAGCCGCCAUUCAACAACUUCUCUCGGCCUGAAGGAACAAGAACUCCCCCUCUCGGUGGCCCCGGUCGCGUGCCAACUCCUGAGAUGAGGAGCCGUGGUAUGAAUCCGCAAACGAUGAAUGGGCCGCCCCCGCCUCCGCAUCGAGAUCCUCGCAUACAAGGACGCGGUGCCCCCCUUCCCGAGCUUAACACAAAUGCUAUUCAACGGAAACCCCUCCCGACCCGGUCUGACAGUUUGCGAAGCCCCCAAGAGACGCCAAUCUCUGCAUCCAGUGGUGGCAGCUGGGGCAACAACAUUAUCGAUCAAGCGGCUUUCUCGCAGAUUCACCCUCGCGAUGGCCGACAGCGAACCCCAUUGCCGGAGCAACAAAUCCACAGGAUGCCGACCCAAAAGAGCGAGGGCAGCCACUACGACGAUGCCUCAUCGACAGCCAGCCCGGACUAUGCCAGUCGUAAGUCAAGUGAGACCCAGCAAUCUCAAAAGUCGUUCGAGCGGCCACGUGCUGGUGUUUUAAAGACAGUGGGCGGCGGGGACUCGCCAGUCUCUGGCAGAGAGGACUUUGACAUUCCCGAGGUCAAUUUCGGUCCAACCCUGAACUAUGGUGCCAACCAGCCCGCGAGGAACAAGACUCCCACGCCGCUCAACCCGCACAGCAUCCAGGGACCUCAGGGACCCCAGAGGCCCUUCUCACCGGCGCUCAAAUCUCCUCCUCUCGACCAAGGACACAACCGACAGGAAUCUGACGACACGGUUCGGAAGGUUGCUUGGCAACCAGGCGCCGCCAACGUCGGAACUGGCCAGGGCAUUAGUGCCGAGGAAUUCGUUCAGCAACGUGCUGCCCAAGCCACAACUCCCAUGUACGCCCACGGCCGAACCCCGUCCGGCAACAUUCUUACCAUGCGAUCGAUGACGCCCACGCCUUCUAUGAACCGAAACACGUCUGCGGAGAGACCGGCUCGCCACUCGCGUAGUAGCUCUGCGGACCUCUUACAGCGCCCCAGCUCCCGUGGCGCCAACGCCGUGCUCGAUGUGUCUAGCAGCGGCGAGGUCUCGUCUCACCUUUCAGCUCGCGAGCAGGAGCACGUGGCUCGCAUAACCGGCUCACCUCUUAUUAGCAUGGCUGGAAACAGGAACGGCAACCAGAACCAAGGAGCUGGUUUGGUUGGAGCCAUCGAAGCCCGUGAGCGCGAGAGGCUGCAGGCCAAGCAGGGAAUGAGUACGCAGGCAAUGCAGCAAGCCAUUAACCAGAGACAGCAACAGCAAGCCAUGGCCUAUCAACAGCAGCUCCAGAGGCAGCAGCAACAGCAAGUAUUCCAACAUCAGCAACAGCAGCAGGCCUUUCAACAACAAAUGUACGCUCAACAGCAGUUGCAGCAGCAGCAGUUACAGCAGCAGCAGCAGCAACAGCAACAAGCCAUGUAUGCUCAGAGCAACAUGUCUCGUGGCCAGAUGGGACCACCACGGGGGCAGCCCAAUGGAUACGGCUCUGGACCUGGACAUGGUCAAAAUUUUGGUUAUGGCCAGGGUGGCGGCUACGGUCAAGGAAAUGGCUAUGGCCAAGGAGGUGGACACCCCAACCCGAUGGCAAUGCGGCAAGGCCGUCAAUCACCCGGGCCUCAAAUGAUGGACCCACGCUUCAUGCCUCAGGGACCUUACUCGCCUGGGCCUCAGCAAGGAGGCAGGCAGCCCUUCCAAACCCAGCACCAAGGACAGGCGUUUUAG
Messenger RNA from Colletotrichum truncatum, 4383 nucleotides. Its product is annotated as PH domain-containing protein. NCBI's taxonomy places the organism in Eukaryota, Fungi, Ascomycota, Sordariomycetes, Glomerellales, Glomerellaceae. The record is from RefSeq and is a predicted model, not a curated record.